This is a messenger RNA of Danaus chrysippus (African queen), 1098 nucleotides long. The record is from the annotation of a GenBank genome assembly. NCBI's taxonomy places the organism in Eukaryota, Metazoa, Arthropoda, Insecta, Lepidoptera, Nymphalidae.
AUGCAAAAUGAGACAUCAGAGCGAUUGGAUGAUCAAUCACAGACAGCCGGACCGUCAAAUGAUAAUAAAGCUCCGGCCAGCGCGCCAUCCCCGAAGACCAAUGAUUUCCUGUCCAUUCUAAAGGACAGGUCGCAGCUCACGUCGCAGCUGUCGUCGCUGCUUUUGCCCGCGCCGGGCUGUUCCUCGCCCGAGCCAUCCACCUCCUCGUCUCCGACCGGCACCGAUAAGACAGACAACCACGACCUGUUCAUCAGAAACGUGGCGGAUAUGAGACGCGAGGACGAAAGAAUCAAGACCUUCGACAACUGGCCGGUUCCGUUCCUCUCGCCGGAACUACUAGCGAAGAAUGGGUUCUACUACCUCAAGAGAGGCGAUGAAGUCCGCUGCGCCUUCUGCAAGGUGGAAAUCAUGAAGUGGAUGGUCGGCGACGAUCCCGCCACGGAUCAUCAGCGCUGGGCGCCUCAAUGUCCUUUCCUAAGGAGGCAGGCGGCCUCCGGGAACGUGCCAUUAGAAGACGGGGGGCGCGACGAGUGCGGCGUACACGUACCUCCGCCUGCACCCACGCCUGUGAGAAUGCCGGGACCCAAACACCCGCAUUACUCCUCGGAAGACGCCCGGCUUAGAACAUUCAGCGACUGGCCGCGGAGCAUGCGUCAGAAACCGGAAGAACUCGCCGAAGCCGGGUUCUUCUACACCGGCCAGGGAGAUAAAACUAAAUGUUUCUACUGCGACGGCGGGCUGAAAGACUGGGAGAACGAUGAUGUUCCCUGGGAGCAACACGCGCGCUGGUUCAGUCGGUGCGCUUACGUACAGCUCGUGAAGGGUAGAGAGUACAUACAGAAGGUGAUAUCUCAGGCUGAAGCGGUGAGCAACACGAACAAGGAAGACACAGAGCAGAAGUUUGAGACUAAACCCAAGGACAAGCAAGGGAGCGAGGACGAUAGUAAACUGUGCAAGAUCUGCUACAACGAAGAGCUGAACAUAUGUUUCGUUCCAUGCGGCCACGUGGUCGCGUGUGCCAAGUGCGCGCUCUCCACCGACAAGUGCCCAAUGUGUCGUAGGACGUUCACUAACGCCGUUCGUUUGUAUUUCUCGUGA